UAUGGAUUAUUCUAAUCCAGAUUUGACAUCGCUGCUGCCGUGCUGAGUUUGGUGAGAAGACUGCAAGAUGUUUGUCAAGGUGCUGCUCGCCCUGCUGCUUCUGCUGCCAACUCACGUCAUCUUCAGCCACGCUCAAGAGGAGGAGACAACCGAAGCCUGGACCAGCAAAUCCUGCAACUGUGACUGUGAUGGAGGCGUGGCACCCACUGACUCCUCCCCCAUUGGCUCCUCCUCCUCCUCCUCCUCCUCAGUUCGUGGAGUGGACUGCAUGCCAGAAUGUCCUUACCACAAACCUCUGGGCUUCGAGGCGGGAUCAGUGAGUCCAGAACAGAUCAGCUGUUCCAACCAGGACCAGUACACUGGAUGGUUCUCUUCCUGGCUGCCCAGCAAGGCACGCCUCAACACUCAAGGCUUUGGGUGUGCUUGGCUGUCCAAGUUCAUGGACAACAACCAGUGGCUGCAGGUGGACCUGAUGGAGGUGAAGGUGGUCUCAGGAAUCCUCACUCAGGGUCGCUGUGACGCAGACGAGUGGUGGGACCAGUACAGUGUCCAGUAUCGCUCUGACCACACCCUCAACUGGAUCUUCUACAAGGCAACUGGAAACAACAGGGUCUUCUACGGGAACUCGGACCGCUCGUCCUCGGUCCAGAACCUCCUGCGGCCGCCCAUCGUGGCGCGCUACCUGCGCAUCCUGCCUCUGGGCUGGCACACUCGCAUCGCCCUGCGCCUGGAGCUGCUGCUCUGCAUGGACAAGUGUGCCUGAUGACCUCUGACCUUUCACCUCAUGCAGCCUUCCACCUGUGUCAGCAAAAUGUUGUCUUGUUACCUCCUAACACCAUCUUUUCAUCUUUCAUGUGCAAACCUUUUCUCUCAGACCCUCAUGUUGUCUUCAGUCGGUGCUUUCAUUUUCAAAGGAUUCUUACCUUUCACCUGCACCUGCAUCCACUCAAAGCAAUCAGCAGCAGCGUUGCCAUGCAAGAAGAAGCUAAUAAUCAGCAGCGUUGCUAUGGAAGAAGAUAAUAAUCGGCAGCGUUGCUAUGGAAGAAGAUAAUAAUCAGCAGUGUUGCUAUGGAAGAAGAUAAUAAUCACCAGCGUUGCUAUGGAAGAAGAUAAUAAUCAGCAGCGUUGCUAUGGAAGAAGAUAACAGUUAGCAGCGUUGCUAUGGAAGAAGAUAACAGUUAGCAGCGUUGCUAUGGAAAAAGAUAACAGUUAGCAGCGUUGCUAUGGAAGAAGAUAAUAGUUAGCAGCGUUGCUAUGGAAGAAGAUAACAGUUAGCAGCGUUGCUAUGGAAGAAGAUAAUAAUCGGCAGCGUUGCUAUGGAAGAAGAUAAUAAUCAGCAGUGUUGCUAUGGAAGAAGAUAAUAAUCACCAGCGUUGCUAUGGAAGAAGAUAAUAAUCAGCAGCGUUGCUAUGGAAGAAGAUAACAGUUAGCAGCGUUGCUAUGGAAGAUAACAGUUAGCAGCGUUGCUAUGGAAGAAGAUAACAGUUAGCAGCGUUGCUAUGGAAGAAGAUAACAGUUAGCAGCGUUGCUAUGGAAGAAGAUAAUAGUUAGCAGCGUUGCUAUGGAAGAAGAUAACAGUUAGCAGCGUUGCAAUGGAAGAAGAUAACAGUUAGCAGUGUUGCUAUGGAAGAAGAUAACAGUUAGCAGCGUUGCUAUGGAAGAAGAUAACAGUUAGCAGCGUUGCUAUGGAAGAAGAUAACAGUUAGCAGUGUUGCUAUGGAAGAAGAUAACAGUUAGCAGUGUUGCUAUGGAAGAAGAUAACAGUUGGCGGCGUUGCUAUGGAAGAAGGUACAAGUUAGCAGCGUUGCUAUGGAAGAAGAUAACAGUUAGCAGCGUUGCUAUGGAAGAAGAUAACCGUCAGCAGUGUUGCUAUGGAAGAAUAUAACAGUUGGCGGCGUUGCUAUGGAAGAAGGUACAAGUUAGCAGCGUUGCUAUGGAAGAAGAUAACAGUUAGCAGCGUUGCUAUGGAAGAAGAUAACAGUUAGCAGCGUUGCUAUGGAAGAAGAUAACAGUUAGCAGCGUUGCUAUGCAAGAAGAUAACAGUUAGCAGCGUUGCUGUGGAAGAAGAUAACAGUUAGCAGCGUUGCUAUGGAAGAAGAUAACAGUUAGCAGCGUUGCUAUGGAAGAAGAUAACAGUUAGCAGCGUUGCUAUGGAAGAAGCUAACAGUUAGCAGCGUUGCUAUGGAAGAAGAUAACAGUUAGCAGUGUUGCUAUGCAAGAAGAUAACAGUUAGCAGCGUUGCUGUGGAAGAAGAUAACAGUUAGCAGCGUUGCUAUGGAAGAAGAUAACAGUUAGCAGCGUUGCUAUGGAAGAAGAUAACAGUUAGCAGCGUUGCUAUGGAAGAAGAUAACAGUUAGCAGCGUUGCUAUGGAAGAAGAUAACAGUUAGCAGCGUUGCUAUGGAAGAAGAUAACAGUUAGCAGCAUUGCUGUGGAAGAAGAUAAGUUAGCAGUGUUGCUAUGGAAGAAGAUAACAGUUAGCAGCGUUGCUAUGGAAGAAGAUAACAGUUAGCAGCGUUGCUAUGGAAGAAGCUAACAGUUAGCAGCGUUGCUAUGGAAGAAGAUAACAGUUAGCAGCAUUGCUAUGGAAGAAGAUAACAGUUAGCAGCGUUGCUAUGGAAGAAGAUAACAGUUAGCAGCGUUGCUAUGCAAGAAGAUAACAGUUAGCAGCGUUGCUAUGGAAGAAGAUAAUAAUCGGCAGCGUUGCUAUGGAAGAAGAUAAUAAUCAGCAGUGUUGCUAUGGAAGAAGAUAAUAAUCACCAGCGUUGCUAUGGAAGAAGAUAAUAAUCAGCAGCGUUGCUAUGGAAGAAGAUAACAGUUAGCAGCGUUGCUAUGGAAGAUAACAGUUAGCAGCGUUGCUAUGGAAGAAGAUAACAGUUAGCAGCGUUGCUAUGGAAGAAGAUAACAGUUAGCAGCGUUGCUAUGGAAGAAGAUAAUAGUUAGCAGCGUUGCUAUGGAAGAAGAUAACAGUUAGCAGCGUUGCAAUGGAAGAAGAUAACAGUUAGCAGUGUUGCUAUGGAAGAAGAUAACAGUUAGCAGCGUUGCUAUGGAAGAAGAUAACAGUUAGCAGCGUUGCUAUGGAAGAAGAUAACAGUUAGCAGUGUUGCUAUGGAAGAAGAUAACAGUUAGCAGUGUUGCUAUGGAAGAAGAUAACAGUUGGCGGCGUUGCUAUGGAAGAAGGUACAAGUUAGCGGCGUUGCUAUGGAAGAAGAUAACAGUUAGCAGCGUUGCUAUGGAAGAAGAUAACCGUCAGCAGUGUUGCUAUGGAAGAAUAUAACAGUUGGCGGCGUUGCUAUGGAAGAAGGUACAAGUUAGCAGCGUUGCUAUGGAAGAAGAUAACAGUUAGCAGCGUUGCUAUGGAAGAAGAUAACAGUUAGCAGCCUUGCUAUGGAAGAAGAUAACAGUUAGCAGCGUUGCUAUGCAAGAAGAUAACAGUUAGCAGCGUUGCUGUGGAAGAAGAUAACAGUUAGCAGCGUUGCUAUGGAAGAAGAUAACAGUUAGCAGCGUUGCUAUGGAAGAAGAUAACAGUUAGCAGCGUUGCUAUGGAAGAAGCUAACAGUUAGCAGCGUUGCUAUGGAAGAAGAUAACAGUUAGCAGCAUUGCUAUGGAAGAAGAUAACAGUUAGCAGCGUUGCUAUGGAAGAAGAUAACAGUUAGCAGUGUUGCUAUGCAAGAAGAUAACAGUUAGCAGCGUUGCUGUGGAAGAAGAUAACAGUUAGCAGCGUUGCUAUGGAAGAAGAUAACAGUUAGCAGCGUUGCUAUGGAAGAAGAUAACAGUUAGCAGCGUUGCUAUGGAAGAAGAUAACAGUUAGCAGCGUUGCUAUGGAAGAAGAUAACAGUUAGCAGCGUUGCUAUGGAAGAAGAUAACAGUUAGCAGCAUUGCUGUGGAAGAAGAUAAGUUAGCAGUGUUGCUAUGGAAGAAGAUAACAGUUAGCAGCGUUGCUAUGGAAGAAGAUAACAGUUAGCAGCGUUGCUAUGGAAGAAGCUAACAGUUAGCAGCGUUGCUAUGGAAGAAGAUAACAGUUAGCAGCAUUGCUAUGGAAGAAGAUAACAGUUAGCAGCGUUGCUAUGGAAGAAGAUAACAGUUAGCAGCGUUGCUAUGGAAGAAGAUAACCGUUAGCAGCGUUGCUAUGGAAGAAGAUAACAGUCUGCAGUGUUGCUAUGGAAGAAUGUCUACCAAAGCUUCCUCUUUAAAACAAAAAACAUGUUUUAAUAUCACAAAUAAAAUGUCUCCUUCAUAUUUCUUCUUCUUUGUGUAACUUUGAUGUACUUUAAUGCGUUUCAUGUCUUUUCCAAAGUUUGGCGCCAAAUCUUGUCCUGUAAUAAAAUGUGUAUAAUUUAAUGCUGUGUUCUUUUCCUAAAAGCAAACAUGUUUUGUUGUUGUUUUCCUGAAAUAAAGAUGUUCACAAACAAUCAGGAAAAUGUCGUC
Molecule: messenger RNA, 4426 nt
Organism: Nerophis ophidion (straightnose pipefish)
Lineage: Eukaryota; Metazoa; Chordata; Actinopteri; Syngnathiformes; Syngnathidae
Product: retinoschisin-like
Source: RefSeq, a predicted model, not a curated record